This is a messenger RNA of Platichthys flesus (European flounder), 4332 nucleotides long. RefSeq names its product solute carrier family 38 member 3b (gene slc38a3b). Gene Ontology annotation, biological process: asparagine transport; amino acid transmembrane transport; L-glutamine transport. NCBI's taxonomy places the organism in Eukaryota, Metazoa, Chordata, Actinopteri, Pleuronectiformes, Pleuronectidae. Bases 314 to 1864 code for a protein of 516 amino acids. The record is from RefSeq and is a predicted model, not a curated record. Gene Ontology annotation, molecular function: L-asparagine transmembrane transporter activity; L-histidine transmembrane transporter activity; L-glutamine transmembrane transporter activity. The transcript has 17 exons.
AAUCGUGCGACCCCCACAGAUGAGCUCCAGAAGGUUUUACAAUGCCCAGCGUUUCUCAGAGCGCAUUUUGCAGCUGCUGACUUGGAGAGCGACGGAGCCGACGUGCGUAAAACACCCGUAAAUGUAGAUCCAGCCACCGGGCCGAGAAGAGAAGAGAGACAGAAGAUACAAGAAGGAAGAAGAGAGUCACCUUUCAUCACAUUGUUCCAACACUCACCGGAGGACUUAACCUGAAAGCUUCGAGAGGAGAGAGAGCAUUUGAUAUUCAGAGCUUGGUCGGACACAAACGAGCCCAAAAGAAACGACUUGAAUCAUGGAGCCUGCUCAUUCAGAGGCGAACAUCAUAGCCAACGGGAAAAGCCACGACCCCGGGGACGACGCGAGUGUGCCAAUGAAGUCAUUUCUCGAGGAGGAUCAAAAUGGCACUCAAACAGUCAGAUUUGAUGACCCUGACGUAGGACUGGAAAAUGAAGAGUUUCUGCCCAGUGCUGAUGGAAAGAAACCCCAGCGCUUCACAGACUUUGAAGGAAAGACCUCCUUUGGCAUGUCCGUCUUCAACCUGGGCAAUGCGAUCAUGGGCAGUGGAAUCCUGGGAUUGGCCUACGCCAUGGCCAACACUGGCAUACUCCUCUUCUUGUUUCUUCUGACUGCAGUAGCAGGGUUGUCAUCUUACUCCAUUCAUCUGAUGCUCAAAGCCUCGGGCAUUGUGGGGAUUCGAGCUUAUGAAGAGCUGGGCUACAGAGCCUUCGGCACUCCUGGAAAAAUGGCCGCUGGUAUUGCAAUUACCCUGCAGAAUAUUGGAGCCAUGUCCAGCUACCUGUACAUCGUCAAAUCGGAGCUACCGCUGGUCAUCCAAACGUUCCUGAAGGCCGACCCCAGCUCUGAUUUGUGGUACAUGAAUGGAAACUACCUGGUGAUCAUGGUCUCUGCCAGUAUCAUCCUACCCCUGGCUUUAAUGAAGCAACUCGGUUACCUUGGCUACACCAGUGGAUUUUCUCUCAGCUGUAUGGUGUUCUUUCUCACUGCGGUUAUCUAUAAGAAGUUUCAGAUUCCCUGCCCGUUCGAGGAGUACUCAGCCAACAGCACUGCUGCCCACCUCACCAUGAACGUCUCUAGCCACGGCCACGAGUACACCAAUGGUGUUGUUCACGCAGACGAUGACGACGCCCACUGCUCCCCACGCAUGUUCACCAUGAACUCACAGACGGCAUACACCAUUCCCAUCCUGGCUUUCGCCUUUGUUUGCCACCCUGAGGUCCUGCCCAUUUACACCGAGCUGCAAAAUCCAACAAAGAAGAGGAUGCAGAAGGUGUCCAACAUCUCCAUCUUAGUCAUGUACACCAUGUACUUUCUAGCAGCUCUCUUUGGCUACCUGACCUUUUAUGACAAAGUGGAGCCAGAACUGCUGCACACCUACAGCCGCAUCGAUCCUUACGACACUUUGAUCCUGUGUGUGCGCGUGGCCGUCCUCACUGCCGUCACCCUCACUGUCCCCAUUGUCUUGUUCCCUGUGCGUAGAGCCAUCCAGCAUAUGAUGUUCCCCACCAAGGCUUUCAACUGGCUGCGUCACACUGCCAUCGCUGUCGUUCUGCUCACCUUGAUCAACAUGCUGGUGAUAUUUGCCCCAAACAUUCUGGGCAUCUUCGGCUUCAUUGGUGCCACGUCGGCUCCAUGCCUCAUUUUCAUCUUCCCCGCCGUUUUCUACAUCCGUAUCGUCCCCAAAGAAGACGAACCCAUGAACUCCGCUCCCAAGAUAAUGGCUUCCUGCUUUGCUGCUCUGGGUGUCCUCUUCAUGGUGAUGAGUCUGAGCUUUAUAAUCACCGACUGGACGAUGGGGAGCAGCCAUGCCGCAGGAGGCCACUAGGGGCUGCUACAGUGUGUGUGUGGGCUCAGCAAACGGGGAUAAAAGAACUGGUCAAUGUAAAAACGAAGCACUAUCACCUCAGUGCGGACACACUAAAGUGCUGGGCAGCACACAGCCGGGGGCUUGUAACAGUAGACAAACGUACAGUAUCGAAUGUGGGUUGGAAUCACAUUGGAUUGACCAAGUUGAAUUAACCCUUUGACACUUAUCCGAACAAAAUCCUCUCACAACAUUGUUCAGUAAUUCAAUUUAACGCAGUGCAAUGGUGAUAAUGUAAUUUAUAUGAAUAAUCAGGAACAAACAGGGUCUAUCAGUUUUUUUUAACCAUCAUCUGUUUGCAUGACAAAGUCCUCGCCCUCGAUGGAGAAAUGGUCCUUUCCUGUUGCUUCCUCUUUAUUUACACACAAACGGCCGCAGCGGGUACUGUCUAGAAGAAAGUUGCUAUGAUUGUGUUUGGGGCUGGAGACAGGAAGGUGUUGAGAUGCACACAACAGAUGAUUAAAUAACUUGCAAGUUAUUUUUUCAGAAAAGUAUUUUUUACAAGAUGCACAAAACAGGACUCUCCCUGAACCAUUAGCACUCUGAACUUUAAUGUAACACAACAAGUGCUUUAAAGCCUUAAAGUGGGGGCGACAUUUUAUUUUCAUGAUCUGUCAAAUCCCAGAUUUCUUCUUCUUAUCAUUAUAAUUAUACAGUUUAAACUUUUAUUUCUAAUUAAUAAAUCAGCAGUAUUUUUAACCAACACAGAUGACUUUCAAUCUUUGGGACAACACAGUAAAAACAGAAAUGUAUAUUUAUUUAGCUUCCGUCAGUGUUUUUAAUUUCAGAUAUUUAACUACUGUAUAUGAUGAAGUUAAUUUUGUUUUAGCUAACAAUACAGUAUAUAGUUAAUGGUAGGGUGUUACAGGCUGACGAUACUUGUUACAAUAUGAAUAGAUUGAUUUGAGAAUCCUUUAUAGAUUUUUUUAGCACAUAUGCCAAACUGUGACAUUAAAUAUGAACCAAGUACAGUUCAAGUUUACCCCGACAGUUCACUUUUCAUUCUAGCUCAUGAGCCUAUUUUAUUUUUUGAUUAUAUUCACCUUUAUAUUUCCCAUUAAGUCCUUAGCCCUACAUUCAGAAUAUGAUAUCCUGAUAAGUGCUUCAUAUUGUGUAUCUACUCGUUCCAAUACAUUGUGAAAAGUUUAUGAUAUAAAAUAUGGUUGUUUUUAAAUCUUUGACCCCACCUUAAAUCAAACUCUGUGGGUUUGUACCAUGCCUGGCCAAGCAACAUGAAUUUAUCAAAAUAAACCCACUGGUGGGUCUAGUAGAGUUCAUCAAGCUAAUUUCUUUUUUUAAUUAACUAUUUUGUUUUGUUUUCACACUUAGACUUGAAGUUAAAGUUUUGCAUGUUGUAAUGUCCAGUCCGUCCUCUAGUUGAUACAGUGAGCUACACAGUGAGAGAUUUUCCGUCCCAUGUUGUUAUAGUUGUUAUUUUAAUACUGUACAAUUGGCAUCUUAAAGUGAAGUGGAUUGGAGUCCCAAUCUGUGCUAGAGUUACCAUAGUGUUAUAUUAGUCUUUUGAAGCCCUUCUUAAAUGUAAUGUUUAAACAUUACUGUUGUGAUGUUCAGUCAGCGAUGACACUUUCAAUUCAAGGUGGAUUUAGGGAUGUGGAAGAUCACUUCCAGACGGACAAAUUGGGGGUUCACUUUUUACAGAAUACCUAUUAUAGAAUGGAAAUAUUUAUAUACACAAAUGAAUAUGUUAACAAAACAAUGCAACAUUUUGAGCUUUUGAACACCGAGAAAUGACAAAUACUUGGUGCUUGUAGCCAAAGAUGGUUUUAUAUUGUAACACGCGGCUCUCAAGCUUCAGAAAAGUCCAGUGUAAAUCAUCGCUUCUCUCGUUUUAUUUAUGUAUCCUUCUAUGAUUUUUGUUGUGUUUGUUUAAGGAUUUCUGAUUCCCGAUCGAGGUAUUUUUUAACGGACAAGUUUUGAUCAACAGCAGGAGAAAUAUUUAGUGAACGUAUCAACCUCGGUCCCCGCUUUUCCAUGUGUAUUUUCCGUGGCUGCUGUGGUGUAAGCUACAUGAAGGGUUACUUUUGUCAUGUUAAGUGAUUUCUUCACUGUAGGUGAUCAUGCCAAAAUAACAACUGACUACCUACUGCUUUGAAAUGCCUUUAACUUUGGAACAGGUCCCACAGUUUAAAUAACAGACACUAUAUCAAAUAUGCAUUUUUCCUGUAAUAAAAUCUCUGUGCUAUUUUAUUAUAGUCUAACUGUUAUUUGAGAUGUAAAUUCAUGAAAUGACAAAACUAUAAGUAAAUACUAAAAUAUAUGGAAUUCUGGUGAAUAAGAUGUGGCUUGAUAUGAAUGAUGUACAUACAUCUAAACCUUUUAUAUUUGUGAUGCAUAUUUACAGUAGCUUGUAAAGUGUAAAUAGAAGGGACAGUUUUAGUUUGGCAAUAAAAUAAUUGUAGAUGUUUUAA